AGCGGCAGCGCCUCUUAACCCCAAUCCCUGCCAGAAAUUGUUCCCACUGCUGGUGUUCUGCAAGGUGGAGUGAGGAGUAGAGUCCACAGGCCUGGUCUGUAGACACAGGAGAGGGAUACCCUGAUGGAGACCCCCACAGCUGUGAAAACUGCUCUUCUAGCACAGGCCGCCGAGUGUGCUGCCUCAGCUGUCGAGCAGUCAGCUUGGAGCACAGGGUUGACACCAAAGCAGGAAGCUGCGGAAGGAGAGCACCAUGGAGAAGCUGCACCAGGCCCAGUAUGGGGGCUUCACAGAGCCCUGGGGGCUCUUGACCUUGGUGGAAACGAGGAAGCUGGAGAGAGGCCCGGAGAUGCCCCUUGGUGCCUGGUGACUCGAGAGAAAACUGAAGGGCAGAAUGGCCCUGAGAACGGUGUGCCCGAGUCAGACGUCACUCUGAACACAGGCUCUGUGGCAGAUGGAAGAGGCCACUGGAAAGGGCGGCCCUAUCAGUGCAACACCUGUGACCGGAGCUUCAAGUGCUAUUCGGAUGUGGUCAAACAUCAGAGCAUCCACUCUGGGGAGAAGCCCUUCGAGUGCAGUGACUGUGGGAAAGCCUUCAUCCACAGCUCGCAUGUCGUCAGACACCAGAGGAUCCACAACGGGGAGAAGCCUUACGUUUGUAAGGAGUGUGGGAAAGCCUUCAGCCAGAGCUUCAACCUUAUUAGACAUCAGAGAAUUCACACAGGAGAAAAACCUUAUGAGUGUACCGAAUGUGGCAAGUCCUUCAGCCAGAGGUCAGAUGCCAUCAAGCAUCAGAGAAUUCACACUGGAGAGAGACUGUACGAAUGUAGCGAAUGUGGGAAAACCUUUAUCCACAGUUCGAACGUUGUUCGGCACCAGAGAAUCCACCACGGAGAGAAUCCCUACGAGUGUAAGGAGUGUGGGAAGGCCUUCAGCCAGAGCUCCAACCUCAUCCAGCACCAGAGGGUGCACACCGGGGAGAGGCCCUACGAGUGCAGCGACUGCGGGCGCGCCUUCAGCCGCAGCUCCUUCCUCAGCGAGCACCGCAGGAUCCACACCGGGGAGAGGCCCUACGAGUGCAGCGACUGCGGGCGCGCCUUCCGGGCCCUGUCAGGCUUUUUCCGGCAUCAGAGGAUCCACACGGGCGAGAAGCCGUUCCGCUGCACGGAGUGCGGCAAGGCGUUCCGCCUGAGCUUUCAUCUGAUCCAGCACCGGCGGGUGCACGGCGCAGAGUGAGCCGGUGCCGGGGUGAAUGCGGGCAGAACGCCGUGUGAGCAGACUGAGGGGUGGGCGCAGAGCAGAGGUCUGUAUUCGUGCCGUGUGUGGUAUG
Molecule: messenger RNA, 1330 nt
Organism: Propithecus coquereli (Coquerel's sifaka)
Lineage: Eukaryota; Metazoa; Chordata; Mammalia; Primates; Indriidae
Gene: ZNF696
Product: zinc finger protein 696
Exons: 3
Coding region: 124-1236 (370 amino acids)
Biological process (GO): regulation of immune system process; negative regulation of transcription by RNA polymerase II; regulation of cytokine production
Source: RefSeq, a predicted model, not a curated record